AUGCGCCCUGGCCAGUGUGCGCAUGGGCGGAGAGACUGCCGCUGUGCGCUGUUAUUAUUGUAAGAGUAAUUUCUUUUUUACGAAAAUGGCGUCUAGUCAGGGAGGUGUGGGAGCUGCCGCGGCUCUCCAGAACUCCCAGCACUCCGGUGGUCCUAACUGGAGCCCGGGCAUCAGCCAGUUACAGCAGCACCACCCCCAGCAGCAGCAGCAGCAGCAGCAGCACCACACGGCCCGCAGCCUGGACCGGACUCUGGAUGAUGCCGUGUGCUCGGGGAUACUGAAUCUGAGCGGCAGGAAGCUGAGGGAGUACCCGGGCAUGAGCUACGAUCUGACGGACACAACACAAGCAGAUUUGUCCAAGAAUCGUCUCACAGAAGUCCCUCCAGAAGUGUGUCUGUUCGCCCCCCUGGAGUCGCUCAAUCUCUACCACAACUGCAUCAAGUGCAUCCCAGAGGCUAUCAUCAAUCUGCAGAUUCUGACUUACCUUGACAUCAGUCGAAAUCUCCUGUCCGUUUUGCCGAAAUACCUGUUCAGCCUCCCCCUCAAAGUUCUGCUUGUGAGCAACAACAAGCUCGUGUCCAUCCCAGAGGAGAUCGGCAAGGCCAAAGAGCUGAUGGAAUUGGACGUGAGCUGCAAUGAGAUCCAGGUUCUGCCAGCUCAGGUGGGGAGGCUGCACGCCUUACGAGAACUCAACAUCAGGAAGAACUGUCUUCACAUGCUGCCUGAGGAACUGGCUGACCUGCCCCUCAUCCGACUAGAUUUCUCCUGCAAUAAGAUCACAGAGAUUCCUCUGGCCUACAGGAAACUCAGGCAGCUGCAGCACAUCAUCCUCGACAACAAUCCUAUGCAGUCUCCACCCGCGCAAAUUUGUCUCAAGGGCAAAGUGCACAUAUUCAAGUACCUGAACAUCCAAGCGUGUCGGACGGAUAAGAAACCAGACACCCUGGACCUCCCCUCCCUCGGGAAACGUUGCCUUCCACAGCCUCUCACAGAUAGCAUAGAAGAUAUUUACCCCAGUAAGAACCACGGGCCUGACUCUGGAAUUGGGAGCGACAACGGUGACAAGAGGCUGUCGACAACAGAGCCUUCCGACGACGACACCGUCAGCCUGCACUCCCAGGUUUCAGAGACAGCCCGUGCCGACGCCCUCUCGCUCCUCUCAAAAAUGGACUCUUGCAAAGAUCAGGAUCUCUAUGACUUUAUAGAUCCCAACCAUGACGAGGAUCCUGCUCUUUUAGAGUCGGAAGGGCAGCCGAGUCAUAUGUCGUGUAUAAAGGAACUGGAGAAAGUGCUUCACAUGUCUCAACAAGGCAAAGAUAAAGACAGCUGGAAAGAGGAGUCAGGUUCUGACAAGGAGCAGCUCGUUGAGGAAGAGGACGAUGAGCUGAAGGAGGUGCUGGAUCUGAGGAAGAUCGCUGUUCAGCUUUUGCAGCAGGAGCAGCAGAAUAGACGGCGAUCCUUAAUCUGUAGAGCAGAGAGUCUUAUUCACCGACGGAGAGUGACUGGCCGGGCGCACAGGUUCCUCAGUCACUCUGGAAGUUCCAGCAGCAAGCCAAGGCCUCCCCCUCAGACUGCUCGAAGUGCUUCUCUGGAUGAAGGAAGCAGUGGAGCAUCAGUGCUGAGUGGACAGGUAAAAUACUCUUCUUCCUCCUUUGAUAUUUUUUCUCUCCGGAGGAUGCGGAGAAAGAUUCUUUUUUUUAACUGUCGGCUUUUGCAGCCCUCGUCUUCCUGCUCCUUCGACGGCAGCCUGAAGACGGAUCAGUCAGACUCCGAGCCUAGGUGGCCCGAUGUCCCACCCAUCCUCAAUCAGAAUGAAGAUCGCAGGAGGAACAAGUACCUGAGAAAAGAUUAUCUGAAGAACAAGUGUCAGAGUUCUCGGAAAAACUGCGGGAACGACGACUGUGAUGAGGGCUUGCGCAAUGCUGAGUUCAGCACCACUUUGACAGUGUUUGGACUAAAACCCAGAUCAGCCUUCACCAAAGGAAGUCGGCAAGAGUACACCUCCACCGACCCCAGCUUCACUAUGAGGAGGAAGAUGGAGCACUUGAGAGAGGAAAUGGAGCAGAUUGGACUCUUGCGUCAGAACAUCGAGUCCAGACUCAAGGUGCUGCUCCCAGAUGAUGUUGGAGCCGCUCUGAUGGAUGGAGUCGUCCUCUCCCAUUUAGCCAAUCACAUUUGUCCUCGUUCGGUCGCCAGCAUCCAUGUGCCGUCACCCGCAGUGCCAAAGCUAAGCAUGGCUAAAUGCCGUAGGAAUGUGGAGAACUUCUUGGAUGCCUGUAAGAAGCUCGGUGUUACACAGGACAAACUGUGCCUGCCCCAUCACAUCCUAGAAGAGCGUGGCCUGGUGAAGGUCGGCGUGACCGUCCAGGCUCUGCUCGAUCUGCCUGCACUGAAGCCCUCACAGCUGUCUGCCAUUUGACAAGAGCCUGAACGAUGCGUCCAACUUGCAGCCCUCCAGCCAACUCCUGCCCCCAGCCCGAACCCACACCCUAUCUCCAGGGACCAGAGAGCCCCGCAGGGUGAGGACCCGGUGGAUUUUCUGCCUGACUGAAACAGGAGACGGGAAAUACCUCUCGUCUCCUCAAAUGAUGUCAGCCACCGCCCACUUCCUGUCCAUCACAUCUUUAUUUGUGUCCUGCUCUAUAGUUAACUGGGUCAUCCUGUCUGUGUGUGGACUUGCAAUGUGUGUUUUCUGAGCUGCACAUUUUGGGCUUGCUGAGAAGGGACAGACAAGACAGAGGGUCUGUAGACAGACCUUUGCACCCCUCUCAACACGCUCAGUAUUAUCGAGCCCGAAAGUGCCAGUGCUAACAGCGUUUUUCCAUGAAGCUGUUGGACACAUCGGCAGUGAGGAGAUGACUCUCUUUUUCACCACAGAGACCUAAGCUUUGUAACCCCAAACCACUGCCUGACCUCGAGUGGCUCUCACACUCUUGAGUUUCUUGAGUAGUACUUGGAAUUUUCCAAGAGUUCUGUUUUAUACAGUUUGCAUCAGGUCCACUACUGGACCUCCUGUUCAGUAUCCAAGCCUGAUUCCUAUUUGCCAAGUAUUGCAUUUUAGCAAUUGCAUCCCCUCUGCGUAUCGAGGGAGAAUGCAAGGCUUGCCCCUUCUGAAGGGAGCUACAGUUGGCCCGUUUUGAACACGGGUGUGGUUGUUGACAUAUUUACAGAUCAUGCACAACUCUGCUGAAGUUUUUUUUCUCAAUACAAACCUGCAUGCACCCGGGGAAGUCACAUCGUACCACUGUGAGAACAUGUUUGACUGUUGCCAAAAGCAUGAAGCUCCUGUUUUGUAGCAUUUGUUUGCAGUGUACAUGCAAGUUUUCCAUAUUUUAAAAAUGAUAUCCUAAACUUUUCUAACGGUUUUAUACUUUCAUCCCAGUUAAUGCUUCUCAUUCAGUCCAGAUCAUUGGUCUGCCAUGUUAUAUAUAAAGCAGAUUUGUAUUACUUUUCCUCACCUCAUUUAUAGCCUGUUUGUACUGUGUGUGUUUCUGAGUGGAGGGGUCACCCAUGCAAUUCUCCCGCAAAUGACUUGGUCCUUUCUCACAGCCCCGCCGCCCUGCUGUUUGUGGUUUCAACCACAGUUCAUUAUUAUUUCAGGGAAAGUAUUUAUGUAUUUAUUCACUUGUUUUAUAUUUAUAUUUUUUUGCUUUCUGUGCCUGAACCCUGACAAUUUUUUUUUCUAGGUAGGUUUUUAUAGUAGCUAACACUGGCAUUAGAUUCUGCCGCAAACAUUGUGAAAGAGCCAAUCAUGUUUGCAUGACCAGCUUUACAGACGUGUUGUCUCAAAUCCCAAGUUAUCUGACACAACAUUGUAUGUUUUUGGAAAUUCCUUUUCUCUGCAGGGCAACACCUGUCUUCUUGACAGGUUGUUGGCAUGCAAGUCUUUUCGACUUGGAAAAUUUCCUGUGGCACAGUCUGUUCCAGAAUUUGGAAUCUUUACACACUGACACAUUAACCACAUGACGAUAGAGGACACUGUGCUUUGAACAGAGCUGAGCAUUUCAUGAGCUGUUUUGAUAUGACACUAGUUGAUUAUCAAUGAAGUAACCUAGCACAGGCUUUGCUUAUUCAGCUUCAGGCCGUGUGACUCAAUGUCUUUUAAAGAUGUAACAAAUAGUUUUUCUUGGCAUUGUGUCAAUGAGCAGUGCAGCAUCUACAAAAACAUCAAACAUUGUGCCUUAAAGUCAAGAUCUCUUAAAUUGUUUCUUUUGUUUAUUAAAUUCGCCCGUAAUUUCUUUCUUUCCAGCCCAUAAUUUGUAGUUUCAGACUCUAUCUGUGCUUCUUUUUUUCACACACAAGUGAAUAGGAUGUUUCAGAUUUUGUUUAACAGAAGCUGGCUGCUGAACUGGAGGGGCGUCGAGCCGCUUUUUCCUCUGCUCAAAAAACUGCUAACGCCCACCAACAUCCGGCUUUUGUCUGCAAUGGGAAUCGAAACAAUCGGCAUUCAUUCUCAAGUCCAAUGACUCUGCAGUAGCCACGAGAUUUCAUCGGCAGUGAUGGACACAUGUCACCCAAGUGAUCGCCCUAAUUUGAUAAACAGCGAGGUGAGAGAGCACCUUCGUUUUCUGUGCAUUUAGGACAUCGAACAAGAUCCACGGAGGAAAGAAAACACAAACUCCUCUACUGACAAAAGGAGUCAAUCUCCUUCUUGAGCAGAUUUACCCACAUUUAUGAAACCCGUGCAUAUGCUGCUAGUUUUGGUGUAAAAGAGGUUCUAGAGCUCAGUGUGUCUAUGGAAGUCUACUUGUACUUGAGGUUUGAGUCACUGACUAAAUCACUGUUUGGUCCUUGUAGCACAAAUCUCCCUCGUAUUUCCUCUGGUCAGACAUCCCACCUUGAACCUCAUGAGAACCUCAGCUUCCUCUGAAUGGGCUGCGUGGACAGACUUUGUGCAGCCAUGCUCCAAAGAUCUGAUUACAGAGUUGUACAGGGCUUCCAGCUUAUCAGGCCUCGAGUGUAAAAUAUGCACAAGUUGGCACUAAGCUGGCACCUUUUUUUGUUUUCAGUGUGUUCAGCAGAUUACAUUUGUGUUGAGCCUCAUGCUGUCAGUCAAAAAACAGUUACCUCUGGAAACAACAUGGUCCUCUUCUCUGUUUCUGCAAACAGGUCAUCUUCUAUGGUCCUGAACAAACAUACGAGCAGCUCUUUAAAGGAUUGACACAUGCCGAGACAAACAUCCAAAUCUUUGUUUUGAUAUGUACCAUAGUGCACAGGCUUAGAGAUAUAAGCCUCAUCAAUCCGGCUGGUCAUCACUCAUCAAGACACACACACACACACUCUCUCAUUCCUCCGCUUUUCAGGAAAUCCUUGCAGCAGUGGUUUCUGAAGUAUGAGGUACUCACGAGUCUGAUCGGUUCUUUGUUAAUCUGCUUCAUGGGGUUGUGUUCAGGGUGAUAUAUUCUCUCACGAGGCAGCAUUUCAGUGGUGGAGGGAUACAAACAAAAAUAUGUAAUUUAGUGCCAAAAGACUAAGAUGCCGAAUAGAUUUUGAAUUCUUCCGACCCUUUCACACAAAAUUAGGACUGUUUGUAUUCCUCCCCGUGAUCAAUGUUGGAAUCCUAUCACAAAGAGAUUUCCUCAGGGCCAGAAGGAACUGGAGCAACGACUGUAGAGACUGAUGUUUCUCUCCAUACACAUUUUGAAAUGUUUUAAGGGUGACGUGAACAAAUAUGAAUCGAUCCUUUAACAGGUUUGCUCUGCUUGGAAAUCACACAUUAUGCAGGUUAUCUGAACAGGUUUUACCUCAUUAACUGCCCAGUCCUGUUCCUGUUCUGUUGUAGAGAUCCGACUGAUUCGUAGGUGUUGCAGAAGCAAGUUUGACAAUGUAUUUUUUCAGUUAGCUUUUUACGUGCCACUCCCUUUACAGCACACUUGAGACUUUAUGUUGCAUAAAUGUCUGCAAGGCGGAGUCAAAACUGACACAUCAGCUUCUACAGACAGUGGUACAGAUGUAUGUGAUGAAUCCAUUGCACUAACUAGUUCACGUCUGUACCGGCUGACUGAUUUGCGUGCCACGACAGAGAUGCUCGUUACGAUAUAUCAUGAAACAGUGAGUUGUGUUUAAAUGCGGCGCUGCCAAGAAAAGUCAAUCUCAAGAACACGACAAGCUUUUUCUAUUUUAAAACAAGUCAAAUGCAUGCAACGAUACUGAAUGACUGAACCUGUACAUAUCCUCUGUAUAAAUAAAUCCAAGGGGUUUUCUUAAGAAAAAAAACAAAACGUACUAACGUGGUCAAUAUGAAAUAAAGUCAAAUUCUUUGCA
Pleuronectes platessa (European plaice) is the source of this 6264-nucleotide messenger RNA. RefSeq names its product leucine-rich repeats and calponin homology (CH) domain containing 2 (gene lrch2). The record is from RefSeq and is a predicted model, not a curated record. NCBI's taxonomy places the organism in Eukaryota, Metazoa, Chordata, Actinopteri, Pleuronectiformes, Pleuronectidae. The transcript has 20 exons. Gene Ontology annotation, molecular function: protein binding. Bases 23 to 2419 code for a protein of 798 amino acids.